Messenger RNA from Chara braunii, 3011 nucleotides. The record is from the annotation of a GenBank genome assembly. Lineage: Eukaryota; Viridiplantae; Streptophyta; Charophyceae; Charales; Characeae.
ACCCAUCGCUUCUUCGAUCAGACGGUCAUCAACCUCCCCUUCUUUCUCACUCUCGAGCCGACUGAUCGUUCCCCGGCGUCUCGUCGCCACCACUCCUCUGCACAUUUCGGUGUGAUGGAGAUGGGGUACGACUUCAUUCUCGGCACUCCGUGGUCUCGUCGGUUCCGCAGCACCGAGUCCGAUUGGGCGACCAACACUCUCGUUCUCAAAACGAAGUGUGGACAGACGUAUCGCGUAUCUUUCAUAGGUACCACGGCGAUACCACGCCCCGAUCCUCCUCUCCCGGAGCCAUCAGUGCCCACACCAUCCCCCUCUAUCACUGUCACCUCGCCUCGGCAGUUCGCUCACUUCAUUCGACAGGACGACGUCACCUUCUUUAUGGUGGACGUGACGGAUCUCUUACAUUAUGAUCCACCCUGUCCCGACUCCGAGCUCAUCCCUCUGGAGCCAGAUCCUCCCUCUAUCUCCAUGGCUCUCAUCUCUACUUUUGUCCCUCCUCCGUCCGUCGAGUCCACCCCGUCGUCGGGCGCUGACGCUGACGCUGAGGAACUCGCACGAUAUACGGCUGACCUCGAGCCCGCAGUUCGUGACCUCAUCCGAGAGUACCACGACGUUUUCCCAUCAUCGUUCUCGUACGUCGGCAUCCCACCGAUGCGUGACGUCGAGCAUUCCAUUCAGCUUGUGCCUGACUAUCGUGUUCACCACCAGGCACCCUACCGACUCUCGAUUCCCAAGGCCACCAAACUCAAGCGUCAGUUUGAGGAGCUCCUGAGACUGGGUUUCAUUAAACCCAGCAACUCCCCGUGGGGUGCACCCGUCCUCUUUGCUCGCAAAGCGGAUGGAACUCUUUGUCUCUACAUCGGCUAUCGCGGUCUCAACCGCUACACGGUUAAGAACAACUACCCCAUGCCUCGUUCCGAUGAGCUGUUCGACCGCCUAGCAGGCAACCGCUUCUUUACGAAGAUUGAUCUUCGUAGCGCUAUUGACGAGCCUUAUAUUGACUAUUCUCCUACCAUCGCCGAGGACGGCACUGUUGAGUCUCGCUCCGGUGAUUAUACGGUAGCCUUCUACUCCCGUCAGCUCCUGCCCGCCGAGAUAAACUACACGGAUGAUGAACGUGAGGUUCUCGCAGUAGUUUAUGUCGUUCGACACUGGCGUCACUACCUGCACGGGGCACCGUUCACGGUGUGUACAGACAACUCUGUUGUCCAGGCUUUUCUGACAAAAUCGAAGCUCACUCCUCGACAGGCUCGCUGGUGGAGCGACCUAUCCGAGUUUAGUUUCACCACUGAGCACAUCAAGGGUGAAACUAAUCGGGUCGCAGAUGCCUUAUCCCGGCGCCCUGACCACGACCAGGAGCACAUCCAACUCUCUUCCAUCUCGGUCACCACCGUCCACCACUCGGUGAUCGACGAGUUUCGCACUCAGUACCGCCACUGCCCUGACUAUCGCGACAUCCACGCGACCCUUCGGAGUGGCAAGACCGCCCCGAACUACUCUCUCGGGGACAACAGUCUUGUGUACUCGCACGGUUCACAGGGCACCAGAGAGCCCCGUAUUUGCGUUCCCUCCACUAGACAGCUACGUGUCCGAGCAGUAGCAGAGUUUUAUGACCAGGCAGUUGUCGAUCAUAUGGGCUUCCACAAGACGUUGGCUUGUGUGAGCCGCCUGUACGUCUGGCCGAAGCGCAAGGACUCUGUGAAGGACUACGUCGCAGAGUGUCCGACCUGUCAGGAGGUGAACAGUGCGAACCACUUGCCUUAUGGUUUGCUUCAGCCUCUUCCUAUCCCUGAGGGUCGUUGGCAGUCCAUCUCAAUGGACUUUAUCGGUCCUCUUCGUCCUCCGACCCCUCGCGGUCACGAUGCUAUCCUGGUCGUCGUCGACCGCUUCACGAAGCGUGCACGCUUUGUUUCGUGCCGCUAUGCCAUCAGUGCACGUGAGGUCGCCGACAUCGUGUUCGACCGAGUCACCGAGAUCACGAACAGGACUCUCGGAGAUAUCCUUCGAAAGAUUGUUCGUGACGACCAGCAGUGGGAUCUUCAUCUUGCCCACGCGGAGAUAGCCUACAACCACGCCGUCUCGCCAACCACGAGGAUGUUGCCUUACUAUUGCGACCUCGGCUAUCACCCUCGUGUUCCCGCGGACUUCCUUCGACCGUCCCAGAUGCACCCUGACACGAGUUGUCCCGCGCUGGAUGAUUGGGUUGCACACAUGACGUCGAUUAUGAAGACCGCACAUGAGCACAUAGCCGCUUCCCAGACUCGCAUGGCGGCACGUGCGAACCGAUCGAGGAUGGAUCGCCCAUUCAAGGUCCGUGAUGAUGUGCUUAUCGACGCCCGCCACUUACAGUUCGAAGCGGACACGCUUCGCAAGUUUCGGCGUCGCUUCUUUGGCCCAUGCCGCAUCCUCCAGGCCAUCGGUUCUGAUACGGCAUCUAGCCCGGUCAGCUUUCGUGUGAAGCUGCCCGACUACCUACACCAGCCUCGUGUGCAUGAUGUCUACCACGUCUCGUUAAUGCAUCUUUACCGCAGACCGUCUGAGCGUUUCGCUGAACGAUCAUACGAGUGUCCUCCACCCCUCAUGGUGGACGGCCACGAGGAGUUCCUCGUUUCAGACAUCAUUGGCCGCCGAGUCACCGACAACAACCCUCUCCACGUCAAGUAUCUCGUACAUUGGAAGGGUGACCCUGAUGAGGAGGCUUUCUGGGAGCCCCUCGAGCACUUGCAGCACGCUCGCAUGUUGGUGCGUGCCUAUGACCGUGCUCGUCGUGUUGGGUUCAGUGCUCCUCCUCAACCCACUGACCACCCUCCUUCUCCUCCGGCUGAGGAGACCGCUGAAGUCGAGCCUGCUCCAUCUGAGGCAGACCUUCACAAGCAGUCGGAUGCCUCUGAGCGUCCACAGCGCACUCGUCGUCGUCCUGCUCGAUACGACGAUUGACUCUAACUUACCUUCCCACGUCUUUGACUUCUCAGUACUCCAUCCACAUCAAUUUUACUACUUCAGCUUGUCGA